Aedes albopictus (Asian tiger mosquito) is the source of this 539-nucleotide messenger RNA. It is a transcript of the gene l(3)87Df, whose product is annotated as cytochrome c oxidase assembly protein COX20, mitochondrial. Gene Ontology annotation, cellular component: mitochondrion; mitochondrial inner membrane. The coding region runs from base 123 to 491 and encodes 122 amino acids. NCBI's taxonomy places the organism in Eukaryota, Metazoa, Arthropoda, Insecta, Diptera, Culicidae. The transcript is spliced from 3 exons. The record is from RefSeq and is a predicted model, not a curated record. Gene Ontology annotation, biological process: mitochondrial respiratory chain complex IV assembly.
CAGCCGGUGAGGAGACACAAGUGCGUCUGGUUGCACAAUAAUUAUUAUUCAUUAAAAAACAGUGAAAAUAUAAUUAAUAAUACAUUUUUAACAGAUAAAUAUACGGCGCAUCGUUUUCCACCAUGGCCAGCAAAAAAGUCGACUUCGAUUCACUUGUACCCGUCGAUCCCCCACCGGAAAAGGGAAUCGUUCUGUUCGGAAAGGACCUGAGCCAGAUUCCCUGCUUCAGGAACAGCUUCCUGUACGGGAUCAGCAUUGGCAUCGGCGUUGGGUUUCUUGCAUUUUUGAAAACAUCUCGACCGCAGCUGUCGUCGCACAUAGGAUUUGGAAGUUUCUGUGGAACGGUGUUGUGCUACUGGUUCCCGUGUCGGUAUAAGUGGUCCAAGGAUGAAAAGGAGGCGGAGAUGCUGCAACGACUGAUGCAGCAGCAUGUGAUGCUCGAAGGCACCGAGAAGGAACGGGAACUUGACCGGAAGGCAGAAUCUGCCUGAUAAGUUGUGUGGGGAUCGUUUAGUUGUAAAUAAAAUGUACCAAACGUU